This is a messenger RNA of Macadamia integrifolia, 1977 nucleotides long. Its product is annotated as galactomannan galactosyltransferase 1-like. The coding region runs from base 406 to 1752 and encodes 448 amino acids. Gene Ontology annotation, molecular function: galactosyltransferase activity. Gene Ontology annotation, cellular component: trans-Golgi network; membrane; endosome. The transcript has a single exon. The record is from RefSeq and is a predicted model, not a curated record. NCBI's taxonomy places the organism in Eukaryota, Viridiplantae, Streptophyta, Magnoliopsida, Proteales, Proteaceae.
GUCCAUUCCAAGUAGAGUGUGUGGAAGACUGAGACUGUGAAGUGUGACUAAACAGACCGUUGUCUCACUCUCUCCAUCACCGGGGUCUGCUUUAUCUUCUAUCACGCACCGACGGACUCAUCUGGUUAACUUUUUUGUCUUUCUUUUCCUUUUCCUUUUCCUUUUAGUUUUUAUACAAUCUCCAUGAAGAAUUACGGGAAGAAACAACAAAUUCCAAAACCUGAAACAAGUCUGAGCAGUAACGGCUACGUCUUCUCUUUCCUUCUCCCGAUCUGCCAAAUGUAAGUAAAUUAUAAGGUAACAAAACCCAUGUUUUACAAGUGGCAUCGAAUUUCAGCUUUUACUCUUGUCAGUACUACAUAACCACCAGCUCCGAAGUCGCCCAAAACAUCCAUUGCUUCGUAGAUGGCGUCUCCACCCACGGACCAACUUCCACUUCGUACAGCAGCAACGACAGUGUUGACGGCUAAGCCCCAAUUUCGCAACAAAUCCUCCUCCAUUCUUACCGACGGGAUUGUUUUCAUCGGAGGAUCCAUUGCAGCGGUGCUACUCGUCUGGGCUCUCUGGUCUUUCGUAGACCAUCCCGGCCCUAGUAACUUUUCUACGUCAGUCACCGAGACAAAGACCACAACCACGCCCUCGGAGGUCUCCACCGCGAAGGAUGAUUGCGCUGUUAACCUACGCCAUGACCCACCAACUCCCAAUUUUUACGACGAUCCCAACCUCAGCUACUCUGUUGGCCGUGGGGAACCCAUGAAGAACUGGAACGAUAAACGGCGAGAGUGGCUGAAGCAACACCCAUCGUUCGCUGCCGGAGUGGAGGAUCGUAUCCUGCUAGUGACGGGUUCGCAGCCGUCGCCAUGCCGAAACCCGAUAGGUGACCACUUGCUGCUGAGGUUCUUCAAGAACAAGGUAGACUACUGCAGGAUACACGGGUACGACAUCUUCUACAACAACGCGCUUCUCCACCCGGAGAUGAGGUCCUUCUGGGCGAAGAUACCGGUGGUGAAGGCGGCGAUGUUGGCUCAUCCGGAGGCAGAGUGGAUAUGGUGGGUGGACUCGGACGCGGCGUUCACGGACAUGGACUUCAAGCUUCCGCUAGAAAGGUACAGAGAGUACAACCUGGUGGUCCAUGGAUGGGCCAACUUGAUAUACGAGACCAAGGAUCCGAGCUGGGUGGGCCUGAACGCUGGAGUGUUCCUUAUCAGGAACUGCCAAUGGUCGAUGGACAUGAUGGAGGAGUGGGCCUCCAUGGGCCCACAGACACCAGCCUACGAGGAGUGGGGCCAGAGGCUUAGGUCCACCUUCAAGGACAAACUGUUCCCGGAGUCGGACGACCAGUCGGGUCUGAUCUACCUAAUGCUGAAAGGGAAGAAGCGUUGGGCGGAGCGGAUCUACCUGGAGAGAGAGUACUACUUCGAGGGUUAUUGGGUGGAGAUCGUGGGGACACUGGAGCGCAUGGGAGAGCGGUACGAGGAGAUGGAGAGAAGAGUGGGGGUGUUGAGGAGGCGACAUGCUGAGAAGGUGAGCGAGCACUACGGGGAGGCGUACCUGGAGAGGCGACCCUUCAUCACGCACUUCACCGGGUGUCAACCCUGUAGUGGUGACCACAACCAGAUGUACUCAGGGGAGAGCUGCUGGCAGGGGAUGGAGAGGGCACUCAACUUCGCCGACAAUCAGGUGCUUCGCAGCUUUGGCUUCGUGCACACUCACCUGCUGAAUUCCUCUUCCGUGUCACCUCGGCCGUUUUGAUUUGAUGAUGAUACUCAGAUCAUCAUGCACGGGCAGGGGAAGGGAAAAUGAACCAUAUAAUACUACAACUGAACCACUAGUAGUUGUACACUUGUACUGUACUUAAAUCACUACACUUAAUUGAUGAUAUAGGUAUGGUGAUGAUGAUGAUACUCAGAUAAAUACAAUACAGGCAUGACAUGGCAUGGCAUGGCAUGGCAUUGCAUUCCCUCUAUAAUUGUGUUA